Molecule: messenger RNA, 4426 nt
Organism: Rhododendron vialii
Lineage: Eukaryota; Viridiplantae; Streptophyta; Magnoliopsida; Ericales; Ericaceae
Product: transcription initiation factor TFIID subunit 1-like
Exons: 14
Coding region: 832-4005 (1057 amino acids)
Biological process (GO): RNA polymerase II preinitiation complex assembly; transcription by RNA polymerase II
Cellular component (GO): transcription factor TFIID complex
Molecular function (GO): RNA polymerase II general transcription initiation factor activity; TBP-class protein binding; RNA polymerase II general transcription initiation factor binding
Source: RefSeq, a predicted model, not a curated record
UAGGCGCGCCGGUUGAUAUCUCUGCUGUCCUCACUGAAGGCGAGAAGUUUCAUGGGAAUGACCUACGGACCCACUCUUUUGAAACAGAAACAUGGCUGUUGAUUCGGCAGAUUUUCAGGAACCGGAAGCUCUAGUGGAGCUGCUUGAUGAUAAAAGUUCUACUCCGCUUCCUAUGUUAUGCGUAGAAGAUGGGGCAGUCAUCUUACGCUUCUCCGAAAUCUUUGGUAAUUUUGAACCGAUGAAGAAGCGAGAGAAGGACAGGAAGUACACAAUUCCUAGAGAGAAAUACAAGUCCAUGGAUACUUCAAACAUUGUUGAAGAGGAUGAAGAGGGAUUCCUGAAGGUCUUUUGCCAUGGUUUUCCUAUAUUGAGACAUGCACAUGUAAUUCAAGAUGAUGUUUCGGGAAGAAUGGACUAUGAAUUACAAUCAGAAAAAAUUGUGUUUGUUCAAGGGGCUCCGAUGAUGGCUCCACAGUUUGAUGAGCAAAGGCAGGGCUCUUAUCUCCUGGCUGAACCAAUGAAAGAGGAUACAACAAUAGACCUAUCUGCAGAGUGGAACUCACCUUUGGCAACUAAAUUUUAUCCUCUCGAUCAGCUAAACUGGGAAGAUAAAUAAUUUGGAAUAAUUCUCCUGCACAGAGUGACAAUGCUGCAGAGAGUUGUGAGACCGCUGGACCUGACUCUGAGGAUCUGUUAAGUGUUCAACCAGAAGUGGAGGCUAGGCUGAAAAAUAAUCAGUCAGAUUUGCAGAUAGAAUAUGAUGAGAAAGAUCACGGUUCUUUUCUGCUUAGGUGCUCAGUUUUGGUGGAGCCCUUUGGCUCAAAAUAUAUUAUGGGUUUGACAAACCAACCUUUCUCGGAAACCAGAUAUCAUCCCCAACUUUUGAGGUUGGAGUCGCGGUUGGGUCCUCCAAGCAACUUAGAUGGCAGAGAAGAUGUUACCAAAGAGAACCACCUUAGGGAUGCCAUAAAGCAUUUUAGCAAACUCAACUUAGAAAACCGGGACAUGAUGGAAGGAUCUUGGUUUGACAGAAUAAUUUGGGAAUCACAUCAAUCCAUUCCAAAACCAAAGCUAAUACUUGAUCUUCAGGAUGAACAGAUGCUCUUUGAAGUUCUGGAUAACAAGGAGGGUAAACACCUUCGACUUCAUGCUGGGGCUAUGUUCGUAACCCGCUCUGUGAAGUCCAGUGGUGGCGAUUCUGCAGAGCCAAAUGGCCAUGGAGGUCUAUCUGGUGCUCGAUUCAACAUUUCUAAUGACAAAUUCUAUUCCAACAGAAAAGUUUCUCAGCAGUUGAAAUCACAUUCUAAAAAGCGUGCUGCUCAUGGUGUCAAAGUCUUGCAUUCAAUACCUGCACUUAAGCUGCAGACGAUGAGACCGAAGUUAAGCAACAAAGAUAUUGCGAAUUUUCACCGGCCAAAAGCUUUAUGGUAUCCGCACGAUAAUGAGGUGGCACUCAAAGAACAAGGGAAACUACUUGCCCAAGGACCGAUGAAAAUCAUAUUGAAAAGCUUGGGUGGCAAAGGAAGUAAACUUCACGUGGAUGCCGAAGAGACCAUUUCUUCUGUCAAAGCAAAAGCUUCAAAAAAGCUAGAUUUUAAACCAUUGGAACCGGUAAAAAUAUUUUAUUCUGGACGAGAGCUUGAAGACUAUAAAUCCCUUACUGCUAAAAACGUUCGACCGAACUCCUUGCUUCAUCUUGUUCGUACAAAAGUACAUUUGUUGCCCAGAGCGCAAAAGGUUCCUGGUGAGAAUAAGUCUUUGCGACCUCCUGGCGCAUUUAAGAAGAAAUCUGAUCUUUCUGUUAAAGACGGCCAUGUCUUCCUUAUGGAGUACUGUGAAGAAAGACCUCUACUCCUUGGAAAUGUUGGUAUGGGUGCAAGACUAAGUACUUACUAUCAGAAAUCUGCCCCAGGUGAUCAAACUGGCACCUUGUUACGGAAUGAAAGCAGCAGUUUGGGCAGUGUCCUCGUGCUUGAUCCUGCUGAUAAAUCUCCUUUCCUUGGAGAUAUAAAAGCGGGCUGUAGCCAAUCAUGUCUUGAAACUAACAUGUAUAGGGCUCCCAUAUUUCCGCACAAGGUGUCAUCAACUGACUAUCUGUUGGUUCGUUCUACGAAGGGAAAGCUUUCUAUAAGACGAAUUGACAGGCUUGAUGUUGUUGGACAACAGGAGCCUCACAUGGAGGUAAUGUCUCCGGGAACAAAAGGUGUCCAGACAUAUAUAAUGAAUAGGCUUUUGCUCUACAUGUAUCGUGAAUUUUCUGCCGUCGAAAAGCGUGGUUUGCUUCCUUGCAUCCGCGCGGUUGAGUUGUCUGCACAGUUUCCUACCUUGUAUGAAGGUUUCCUUCGAAAAAGGUUGAAGCAUUGUGCAGAUUUGCAGAGGGGGGCGAACGGACUGCUAUUUUGGGUUAUGAGGCGUAAUUUUCGCAUUCCUUUGGAGGAGGAACUUAGAAGAAUGGUGACUCCCGAGAAUGUCUGCGCCUAUGAAAGCAUGCAAGCUGGAUUACACAGGCUCAAACGGUUAGGGAUUACAAGGCUGACUCAUCCUACAGGCUUCUCCUCUGCAAUGAAUCAGCUCCCUGAUGAAGCCAUUGCUUUAGCCCCUGCAUCCCACAUUGAGAGGGAACUGCUGAUAACCCCAUGGAACUUGAGUAGCAACUUUGUUGCCUGUACAAGUCAGGACAGGGAAAAUAUUGAGCGUCUGGAAAUUACUGGUGUUGGUGAUCCAUCUGGAAGGGGCCUAGGUUUCAGCUACGUCCGUACUGCUCCAAAGGCACCAGUAUCAAAUGCGACGGUGAAGAAGAAAACAGCUAUUAAUCGUGGAGGUUCAACUGUAACUGUAACAGAUGCUGAUCUACGUAGAUUAAGCUUGGAUGCUGCACGAGAGGUUCUACUCAAGUUCAAUGUACCAGAUGAACAAAUUGCUAAACAAACAAGAUGGCAUCGAAUUGCUAUGAUUCUCAAGCUUUCAAGUGAGCAAGCUGCAUCUGGCAUCAAGUUUGAUCCAACAACAAUCAGCAAGUAUGCACGUGGCCAGCGGAUGUCUUUUCUGCAGCUUCAGCAACAGACCAUGGAGAAGUGUCAAGAAAUUUGGGAUCGACAAGUCCAAAGUCUUUCUGCUGUAGAUGGUGAUGAAUUUGAGAGUGACUCAGAAGCAAAUAGUGACCUGGACUCCUUUGCCGGGGACCUAGAAAAUUUACUGGAUGCAGAAGCAUUUGAAGAUGGGGAUGAGGGUAACUACGAGUCUAGGCAUGACAAAGUAGAUGGUGUAAAGGGGCUUAAGAUGAGAAGGCGACCAUUGCAAGCUCAGGCAGAAGAAGAAAUUGAGGAUGAGGCAGCUGAAGCUGCAGAACUAUGCAGAAUGCUUAUGGAUGAUGACGAGGCUGAGCGGAAGAAGAAGGCAAGAACUGCAGGGGAUAAAGUGCAAUUGACUCCAGGUUCACGUCGAUUUGGGGUGGAAAACGCAGAGCGAGUGAAGAAAACUCACACAGUGGUCAAGAAAAUUGCUAGUACGACCCAACCUGCUGAAUCCUAUGGAGCAAAAGACAAUUUCAUUCGAGAACCAAAGAAGAUUAUCAAGGAAAAGAAAUCUGCCAGAGAAAGUUUCGUCUGUGGAGCCUGUGGCAAACUUGGGCACAUGAGGACCAACAAGAAUUGCCUCAAGUAUGGAGAAGAUUUAGAAACACAAGUUGAAGGUUCAGAUCCGGAGAAGGCAUCGCUAAGAGUUAAUUCUAUGGAUCACGGUGGUAAAACUGUGACAAAGAAGCUCAUAUCGAAAGGUGCAACAAAAAUGGCUUUAGUGGAAGUUUCGGAGGAUGACAAAUCUAGUUCAAAGGCAAAAGUUCUAAAAGUCAAAUGCGGGUCUAAUGAGAAACUUCCUGAUAAACAAACUCCUGUAGCCUCACAAUGUUCUGAUAAACCAGUAAUAUCAGAUGCAGAAACUGGGAACAACAAACCUGUUGUCAAGGUUAAGAAAAUAAAAUUCGCCAACAAGUUGAAACCUAGUUGAAUCGCACAAACCCUCUAUUGUGAUAAAGCCUCCAGUAGAGACAGAUAGAGACCAGGCACGAAAGAUCGUCAUUAAACAACCGAAGGAGGUCAUUAAUCUGGACAAAAGCAGUCAAGAAGUUAGCUCUAGUCUUCAGAACAGGAAAAUGAAGAAAAUUAUUGAUUUGUCCACUUUUGAGAAGCAUAGUGAGAAUGAGAGCAAGCGUUCAGCUGAAGAGGCAGCCAGGAGAAAUAUGAGAGAGGGCCAAGAGACUGUAUGAACAAAAGAGGAUACUGGAAGAACAAGAAAGGUUGGCUGAUAUCAGAAGAUUUGAAGAAGACAUAAGAAGGGAGAGAGAGGAAGAAGAACGUCAAAAGGAAAAGAAGAAGAAAGGCCCGAAACGGCAAGAGAUUAUUAUUUAGAUGACCUCAUGACAAGAGAA